AUGAAUAUGCUCUGUUCGGACGAUUACAAAAAUAGUAUCACAACAAUAGACUUAAAUGACUGUUUUAAAAACUGCGGAAAUAGUACAAGUAAUAAUAGCUACACUAAUGGCACGAUCAGCCAUAGCAAUAAUAAUAGAAUAAUAAAAUGCAUUGUACGAGAAAAUGCAAAAAAAAUUAGAGAGAUUGUUUUUAAACAUUGGAUAACUCAAAAAAAGGAUGCCUUCUCUCAAUGUGCAUAUACAGCAGAAACUAAUUUUGACGAGGAAACAAAGCAAAGUCGUUUAUCUCGUAGUACUAGCGGUUGUACCUGUGGUUGUAAAGAUGUAGAAUCUAAUGAACGGACUUUUUAUAUAGACUAUUUAUACACACAAUUAAUAAGGCACAUGUACAUAAUACUGAGUACACUGAACGUAGAAAAAAAGGAAAAAGGAGGGGAGUUCAAUUUUAGUAAAAUAUAUAGUUAUACGUAUAACUAUAAACAGAUUGAAACAAGGGAUGCUAAGGAGUAUUUAAGAUAUUACGGUAUACAUGAUUUUGACCAGAAUUUUUCCUUUUUUACCUAUUAUAAUGCAUGUAGCAGCAAAAAUCAUGGAAUAAAAAUAGAAAAGGAUGAUAAGGAUAAAUGGGACAAAACGAAUGAUAAGAAGUCCAAUUUUAACAUGUGCAUAUAUUUACCUACAAAGAAAGAAGUCGAUAUUUUAUUUAUUAUAGAAAAAUUGUAUGAUUUUUUUUAUUUUGAUCUUUAUGUUCCAAUAACUACAAAGGAGAAUGACUUAAUUUUCUUUCCAUUUGAUUUAGCAAAUAAUCUGUUAGUCAAGCAUGAGUUUAAUAUAUAUGUGCCAUUUUUAUAUAUAUACUUCAAUUCACAAGUAAAAAAGGAGAAGAGGACUUUUCACUUGAACAGUUUUAAUAUAGUAACAGAUACCCUUAGUUAUUUUACAUUUGAAGAGAAAAAAACUAUAUUUUUUAUUCCAUUAAUUGCUUAUAAUAAAUAUGGGUGUAGAGUUGGAAGCGGUAAGGGCUAUUAUGAUAGGACACUAAAAGAUAAGCAACAUGAAGAGCAGCGGAAAAAAGAACAAAUGAAAUAUCAAUAUUCAUCAUGUAAAGAAAUCGAAACAAAAAAGCAUAUAAAAAUUGGUCUCUCCUUUGAUAUUUUUUUGUACGACAUAAAUUUUUCUGAACAUACUGAUAUUACAUUGGACUAUAUAAUAAAUGAAAAGAACAUUUUCCAUUUUCUGUUUUGA
This is a messenger RNA of Plasmodium malariae, 1245 nucleotides long. RefSeq names its product conserved Plasmodium protein, unknown function. Gene Ontology annotation, molecular function: 5-formyltetrahydrofolate cyclo-ligase activity. Gene Ontology annotation, biological process: folic acid-containing compound biosynthetic process; tetrahydrofolate interconversion. The transcript has a single exon. The record is from RefSeq and is a predicted model, not a curated record. Lineage: Eukaryota; Apicomplexa; Aconoidasida; Haemosporida; Plasmodiidae. The coding region runs from base 1 to 1245 and encodes 414 amino acids.